GUUACAAUUAUGAUUAUUUUUCUUCCUCGACUGUAAAUUUAGCGGGACCGCUGCCCGAUACAUUGCCGAUUAACGUGAAUACAACUGUACUUCUGCUUGUCGGAGGUCGAUGCAUGGACAUGGUGCCAACUCUUCUGCGAAGAAAGCAACUACAGAGGAGAGUGACUCGUACAGCAUGUUUGAAAUUAAUUAGCAGUUUCACCUGCAUAGACUUAACUCAGAUAAAGCAGAAAUGAGGUGAUCCUGGUCUCUUGUCGCUUGACACGUGGUUCACAAUGAAGUACAAACAGCGCUUAGUGCUGAUGACAGUGGCGUCCGUGACGAUCGUGAUUGUGGCGCUCUACAAACUCUCACAGAAAGAAAAUGUGACGGAAAUGAUAGUUAACCUUCCAAACUUCCGGUUUGCCGGGCUAGGCGGUGCCCUUAAGUUUACGGGAACCUGUGCCGACACAACCAUGACAUCGGACUGGACGGUAGAGGAAAUUUAUGAUGACAUGAACUUUACAACGAAUCCCAGAAAAGAAGGAGGGUUGUAUGUUCUUCACGAGAAGAACGAAAAAUACAAGAGGAAUCUCAAAAGUGGUAAGGAACCCCUGCAGAUAAUCGUGGUCCCCCACUCACAUAACGACCCGGGGUGGUUAUGGACACUGGAAACGUAUUACACUGUAAGAACAAGAAGUAUCCUAACAAACACUGUUCUGUUUCUAGAGAAAUUCCCAGACUUUAGAAUGAUUUGGUCAGAGACUGUAUUUCUAGAUAUAUGGUGGAAGGAGAGUCCCACUGAUAUGCAGAAUAAGUUUAAAGACCUCGUUAAACAAGGCAGGAUAGAAAUUCUGUCUGGGGGUUGGGUAUCGGUAGACGAGGCCACAACUCACUACAGUGCGGUUAUCGAUCAGCUGAUAGAAGGUCAUCUAUGGAUUAAAGAGAUUUUGGGAGUCACCCCAAAUAUCAGUUGGUCUAUUGAUCCGUUCGGUUAUUCUACAAGUUUACCUUAUUUGUGGUAUAAGUCUGGUAUGCCAGACAUGACCAUAUUACGUCUUCAUGGUGCACUUAAGCAAUACAUGGGUCACCGUCAUAUUAUGACAUUCAAUUGGCGCCAGCCUUGGGAUAUGGCGGGAAAAAAUGACAUACAGUGUCACGUGGAACCUUACACGCUGUACGGCAUAGAGUAUAGCUGUGGGCCUGACCAGGAGGUAUGUGCUGUGAUGGACUUCGGUCGUCGGGCUGGCCUUCCCGAUGAUAAGGAACAACCGAUUCCUAUUGGCAAUAACAAUAGACAAGCCAGAAACCUUCACGAGUAUGCAACAAUGGUCGCUGAACAGUACCGUCAUAAGGCGGACCAAUAUAAACAUAAUGUACUGCUCAUGCCGCACGGAGACGAUUUCAGAUAUAUUAUGGAUUACGAAUUCGAGACAAACUACGUUAAUAUGAAGAAAUUGAUGGAUCAUAUAAAUUCCAGAAAAGAAUUGAACAUUCAAAUGCGUUUUGGAACUGUGGGUGAUUAUUUUAACGAGUUGCACAAAAGUAUCGCUAAAUCGGGUGAGCCAGAUAGUUCUUUAAGUGGAGACUUUUUCACUUACACGGACCGCGAUGAUGAGUAUUGGAGUGGAUACUUUACAUCGAGACCGUUUGAUAAACGGAUGAUAAGAUAUCUCUUAGAAGUAUUAAAAACUGCGGAGAUGUUGACUACAUUUUCUGUUUACCGCGCACAACAACAAGGCUAUAACUUUAAAAAUGUUCAGAAGGUAUUGAGAGAUCUGCAGGAGGCUAGACGCACCCACGGCUUAGUGCAGCAUCAUGACGCCAUCACAGGAACUUCUGCGCACCCAACAGUUGUGGAUUUUGAGAACAGAAUCACAGCUGCCAUUACUUUGUUACAGGGUGUUAUUUCAAGAGACAUCGAGAGCUUGUUGCUAAAAGAGGCUGCAAACACAAAUAUCAAUAUUGUGCCAAUCCAUGUCCAACCCAAACCUGACGCCCCUCUGGAGAGGCGCGUUAUAGCUGUAUCCGAGUCAGGGACCCAGGUUAUCUUCACCAACUCGUACACACAGCGGCGCAAGGACUACGUUAACCUUAUCGUUAACUCUAUGAUGAUCCAAGUUCUAGAUCAGCAUGGCGAAGAAGUACAAGUGCAGAUCAAUCCCUGCUGGGAGAGUCAAAAAAGUAUAGCCAAAGCAAUCUUUGAAGUUGUAUUUCCAGUUGAAAUACCUGCAAUGUCGUUCAUAAUAUUUGUUUUCAAACGAUCACAAAAGAGCAAACCUCAGUAUUCAACAGUUAGCAUUCUGAAUGGAAAAGCAAAUUCUCCAUUACAAAAUGUUUUCAACCCAACAGCAUUAAAUUUAGAUCAGAACGAAUUUACGGUGGAUACUCAAAAGUUAAAAGUCACGUUUUCGGACAAAGGGAUGCUAAAAUCUGUGUGUCGAAAGAAAGGAGGACAGGUGAGCUGUACCGACAUUAGAGUUGGUUGGCAUUGGUAUCAGGGGGUGAAUAGCAAUGCUUACUGUUUUGGGACUGAUGGAACAGUGACGAAAUUGUUCGAAAAGAAUGUUUUUGUGAGGGUAAUAUCAGGGAAAUAUAGUACCACGGUGAUUAUCAACCAUGCUUUGUUGCAGCACACCACGACUAUAUACAACACUAGCGACCUUCACGGAAACUAUGUGUACAUAGAAAACGUGGCGACAUUGCUGCUGGCAGAAGACAGAGAUAAGGAACUAUUUAUGGAGCUACAAACUUCUGUCAGAAAUCCUAAUAUGCAGUUUUAUACCGACUCCAAUUCGUUUCAGCUGAUUAGCAGACAAACCCGAAAUAAUUAUCCCAUGGCCGCCAACUUAUUUCCAAUAACCUCUAUGGCGGUCAUGCAGGAUUCUAAAUCGAGGCUGACAGUACAUGUGGCCCAACCUUUGGGAGUAGGAAGCUUUAAAUCCGGUUCCUUGGAGUUUUUAAUUGAUCGUGUUCCAACCUCCUCUGGUAAAGGUCUAGAGGAGCCUGUCACAGACAAUAAACCAACUGUUAGUAAAUUUAUAUUACAUAUAGAGGACUUCAACACGGAGUCUGAGAUGGUCCAAAAUCACCGGAAGAGGAUGGCUCACCCUUCGACAGAAAGCUUCCUCAUCAACGAUUACCUACAACACCCUCUUAUUCCGUUUGUUGCAAGUCGGAAAUACGAUUUGACGGAAUUAAGAAUUUUAAAGUCAAGCUUACCAUGUGACAUGGUCAUAGCUAAUUUAAAAACUUUUAUUUCUGAACAACAAGAACUACUAGGUACUGGUUUGACACUACAUCAACGCCAAACGUCGUGUAAGAUAGCGAGUGACAGUUUACCGUGUUCCCCUGGAAGUUCUAAACUCAAGUUAUUUGAUCUCUUUACAGACCUCAAAGUGAAGGACAUUACAAAAAUGUCAUUGACAUAUUUACAUGAGAAAGAGAAACUCUCGCAGACAUCUGAAGUGACUAUUGAUAGUAUGGAAAUAGAGUCUUAUAAAAUUCAUUGGUCAUGAUAGUGGCUCUCAUAUACAGUGCCUGUUUUAUAUUUUCUUGUAUAUACAUCUGUUCAUAAUAUUCGCCUUUUAAUUUAUUUCAUAAGUAUGUUCAUUUUUCAUUGAAUGUACAUUCCUUAUUUCGUUUUAUACAUGCACUUGUUAAUAAAGGUAUAGUUGCUA
This is a messenger RNA of Saccostrea cuccullata (small rock oyster), 3659 nucleotides long. RefSeq names its product alpha-mannosidase 2-like. The coding region runs from base 276 to 3497 and encodes 1073 amino acids. Gene Ontology annotation, molecular function: carbohydrate binding; alpha-mannosidase activity. Gene Ontology annotation, biological process: mannose metabolic process; N-glycan processing; protein deglycosylation. Gene Ontology annotation, cellular component: Golgi membrane. The transcript is spliced from 3 exons. Lineage: Eukaryota; Metazoa; Mollusca; Bivalvia; Ostreida; Ostreidae. The record is from RefSeq and is a predicted model, not a curated record.